Messenger RNA from Raphanus sativus (radish), 1135 nucleotides. RefSeq names its product ethylene-responsive transcription factor 5. NCBI's taxonomy places the organism in Eukaryota, Viridiplantae, Streptophyta, Magnoliopsida, Brassicales, Brassicaceae. The transcript has a single exon. Gene Ontology annotation, molecular function: DNA binding; DNA-binding transcription factor activity. The record is from RefSeq and is a predicted model, not a curated record. Gene Ontology annotation, biological process: regulation of DNA-templated transcription; ethylene-activated signaling pathway. The coding region runs from base 90 to 1004 and encodes 304 amino acids.
UUCUCUACUCAGAUCAUCUUCCUCUUCCUUCUCUGUUUUCUUUCAACUCUCACGACCUUAAUCUUCACCUGAAACUGAGAAUUAUAUCAAUGGCCAACACUAGCGAAGUGUCUUCUGCACUUUGGUUCAUCGAGAAGCAUCUUCUUGACGUGGCUUCUCCCGUGGCUACAGAUCGACGGACGAUACACGAAUCAGCAUCAACUGAAUCUAGCUCCGAUUCUUCUUCCAUCAUCUUCAGAUCAUCAUCAUCUCCAGUUGAUUUCUCUGAAUCAGAGAUCAAACCUGAAAUCAUCGAUCUCUCCACGCCGAGAUUCAUGGAUUUGAUUUCGACUCCGUUUGAAUUCGACACGCACGUUUCUGUUUCUGAUUUCGAUUUUAAACCAACAUUUCAAACCGGAAAUCAAUUUGAACCGGAAUUUAAAACUCAAAUCCCUUGUACCUCCUCAGACGAUUCACAUUCCAACCGUAAACCGCCACUGAAGAUCUCCGUACCAACCAAAACCGAAUGGAUUCAAUUUAAUCCGCAACCGGAAGUUACUAAACCGGUUCAACCGGAGGCGGAAGAGCAAAGGCAUUACAGGGGAGUGAGACAAAGGCCAUGGGGGAAAUUCGCGUCGGAGAUUCGAGACCCGAACAAACGCGGAUCUCGCAUUUGGCUCGGGACGUUUGAUACCGCGAUUGAAGCGGCUAGAGCUUACGACGAAGCGGCGUUUAGACUGCGAGGAUCGAAAGCCAUUCUGAAUUUCCCGCUCGAGGUCGGGAAGUGGAAGCCACGCUUCGACGACGCCGACGGUGAGAAGAAACGGAAGAGAGACGAAAUCGACGAUGAAGAUGUGGCGGUGGUAGAGAAGGUGUUGAAGACGGAACAAAGCGUUGACGGUAACGAGGCUUGUAAGUUGACGGAGUUCUGCGAUUGGGACUUAACGGGGUUUCUUAACUUUCCGCUUUUGUCGCCGUUAUCUCCUCAUCCAUCGUUUGGUUAUUCGCAGUUGACCGUUGUUUGAGUUUUGUUUUCUUUCUUCUAAUUAAAGUGUUGGCGGUGGUGUGCAGUGCAUGCUAACCACAGACGUCAAUACAUGUGUUCAUAUUUGUUCAUUCUUUCUUCAUACUACAAUAAUAAUACUAAUUUAUUUCA